GGGCGGGGCUGCAGCCACCGGAGCCGCAGGCCGGGCCGGGCGGGGCUGAGCGGCGGGCGUGCCGCGCUCCGGAGCGUCGCCGGGCUGCCGGCCGCCGAGCAUGUUCGCCCCGAGAGCCGCGCCCCUGAGAGCGACGGGCCGCCCGCCCCGCCCCGCCGCCACGGCCAGCUCCGCGCCCAGGCCGGGUUGAGCCAGGGGCUCGGGUCGGCUGGGGGCCGUCGCUGGCUCCCGCGCUGUCCGCUGCCCCCUUUGGCCCCGCCGCGGGAGCCUCAGACCUGGGCACCACCGCCGAGGUCCAGGCACGCGAAGAAGCCCCGCCCCUCCGCGGUGGAUCUACGGGGACACAUCUCACUUUCAUCAACACUGCUGAAAGAAGAAGAAACAAUGCCAGUGUUAUCCCCUGAAAUCAAAUUUGAUACUUCUAAUGUCACCAGAAAUUCCCUUGACUGUUUUCUGUUUGAGAGUAGUUGGAGGAAAGCAGUUUUGGAAACACAAAAAAUGAAGAAAGCAUUUGGUCUAGAAGAGCUCAAAGAAUGUGUCAAAAUGCCAUAUUUACCAGGACUGCAAAGGUGCCAAAAAAGUGUAAGUUCAAGUCCACUGGAAGUUCAUCCAAGACUGCUGGAUACUGAUACCGAGAUGCCUCCAGUCAGCCCUUCUGGUGACAACCUGUCGAGUUGCCUGCAAGUAUUUUAUUCUCCUCUGCAUAUUGCACAGUGUCCUGUGAGGGAACAACCGUGGCAAAGCAGGACAAGGAAGACUAAGGAGACAUGCACUGUAGUACCAAUUCAGGAGAAACCAAAGGAAUAAGAGGAGAGAGAGUAGGACAGAAACACUAUUUACAUACUGACUGAUAAGUUCCCAAAUUGAUGAAAAAUACAAAGGCACAGAUACAAGAAGUUCUAUGAAUCCUCAGCAGGAUAGAAACAAAGAAAACCACAGGUAGGCACAUCAUAAGAAAAAGACUGAAUUAAAACAAAACAAAACAAAACAAAAAACCCAAAAGAGAAAAAACAAAUGUUACUUUCAAAGGAGCAAUGGUAAGACACACAACUGACUUUUUAAAUGUAGACAAUGGAAGCAAGAAGACAGUGGAAUGGCAUUUUCAAGUGGUAAAAGAGAGUAACUGCCAAACUUGAAUUGUAUUCAAUUCAGUGAAAAUAUUUUUAAAAGUAAAAGUGAAACAAAUACAUUUUCAUUCAGAUAGAAGUUGAAAGAAUUUCUUUUCUGCAGAGCUUCACUAAAAAAUAUUAAUGGAGUAAUGAUACAAAAUGAAAGUACAACUUGGGAAAGAAUGAAAAGCGGUAGCGGUAGUGUUACGAAGUUUAAAAAUAUAUGUAGAAAUAAUAUACUUGACAAUAGUAGCACAGAGGUAGGAGGGGCAUAUGUGGAGUUAAAAUAUUGUAAGAUACUUGCAUUAUCUGGAAAAUGGUGAAAUAACAAAGUAGAUUGUAAUAUAUCAAAGAGACGUGAUAAUCUGGUAACCACUAAAAGAACAAUAAAAUAAUACAAGUAACAAGCUAAUAAUAGAAAGGGGAAAUAUGAUAAAUAACAAGAAAAUACUUGAUCAUUUCAAAAGAGGACAAGAAAGGAGGAAAAAAGGAACAUAAAACACAGGACAAAUAGAAAACAACUAGUGAGAUAGAAGAUUUAAAGUUAAACAUAACAACAAUUACAUUAGAUAUAAGCAGACUAGAUAUUUCAAUGAAAGAACAAAGUAUCAGACUGAGAAAAAUAACUAUAUGUUGCUUACAAGAGGCAUACCUUAAAUUUAAGGGCAAGAAGGAUCAAAAGUGCAAGGAUGGAAAAAUAUA
Panthera uncia (snow leopard) is the source of this 1811-nucleotide messenger RNA. RefSeq names its product chromosome F2 C8orf89 homolog (gene CF2H8orf89). Lineage: Eukaryota; Metazoa; Chordata; Mammalia; Carnivora; Felidae. The coding region runs from base 385 to 807 and encodes 140 amino acids. The record is from RefSeq and is a predicted model, not a curated record. The transcript has 6 exons.